This is a messenger RNA of Bombus huntii, 1639 nucleotides long. RefSeq names its product COP9 signalosome complex subunit 6 (gene CSN6). Gene Ontology annotation, molecular function: metallopeptidase activity; protein binding. Lineage: Eukaryota; Metazoa; Arthropoda; Insecta; Hymenoptera; Apidae. Gene Ontology annotation, cellular component: COP9 signalosome. Gene Ontology annotation, biological process: protein deneddylation. The transcript has 6 exons. The record is from RefSeq and is a predicted model, not a curated record. The coding region runs from base 463 to 1479 and encodes 338 amino acids.
UAACCAUUUUAAUAAUUCUUAAUUAUUUCCUUUCAAAAAUGUUCCAGUCUAUUCGGUAGUAUACAUAUAUAGCUAGGUACUAGAUGGUUUGUCAACUUUGUCACCCUAGUGUAUUUUUUAUGCAACUUCUGGUAGAGUACGAGAGCAUGAUUACUAAUUCCAGAUUUGCAAUAGAUUUAUAAUAAUUUACAAUUUAUAUCAAAACAAUAUAUUUUCUAGUGUAUUACGUGCAUUAUCUAGUUAUAUAUGCACGUCUAAAUUUGACAAUGUUGAAUAUAUAGUUAAACAUAAUAGCGAAGGAACACACGAUCAAAUUAGACGUUUUGAUUACACGGUUGAUAUUACUUAAAUAAAGGACAUUAUUUAAAAAUAUCUAUUGGAAUAUCACAAGGAACUGCUUCGUUUUAUUAAGAAAUUGGGUAUUGUAACAAAAUCUACAAAUAGAAAUAGAUAUUAAAAGCUAUGGAGGUUGAGGAAAAUAACGCAGCGGCUUCAACGGAUACACCGAUGGAAGUUGACGAGGAUAAUUCUGGAAAAACUAAUAUCACAUCAACAAAUCCUCCUAGUGCUAUCAAAGUAAUGGCAUCUUCUGGAACUGUUGGCUCUGUUUCUAUCAGUCUUCAUCCUCUUGUCAUAAUGAAUGUUAGCGAGCAUUGGACUAGGCUUCGUGCUCAAGAAGGGACAGAUCAACUAGUAUAUGGAGCACUAAUUGGCAAGCAAAAAGGACGUAAUAUAGAAAUUAUGAAUUCUUUUGAAUUAAUGUUUACAUGUAUUAAAGAUGAUGUUAUAAUUGAUAGAGAUUAUUAUAAUACUAAGGAAGAACAAUUUAAACAAGUGUUUAGUGAAAUGGAUUUUCUUGGGUGGUAUACUACCGGUGAUAUGCCAAAUGAAAGAGACAUUACAGUACAUAAACAACUUUGUGAAAUUAACGAAAGCCCUGUGUUAUUGAAACUUGAUCCAAGACCAAAAAAUACUGAUCAACUCUCUGUAUCCAUGUAUGAAUCUGUGAUUGAUUUGGUAAAUGGCGAAGCUACAAUGUUGUUUGUUCCAUUGACUUACACAUUGGCAACAGAGGAAGCGGAAAGAAUUGGAGUGGAUCAUGUAGCGAGAAUGUGUAGCAAUGAUCAAGGAGAAAGUUCAUUGGUUGCAGAACAUCUUACUGCACAACAUAGUGCUAUAAAAAUGUUACAUUCAAGGGUAAAACUAGUUCUGAAAUAUGUACAAGCUGUACAAAAUGGAGAAUUAAAGGGGAAUCAUGAAGUUUUAAGAGCAGCCUGUUCUUUGGGUCAUAGAUUACCAGUUUUAAAUAAUCCCAAAUUCAAAGCUGACUUUUAUAACCAAUGUAAUGACUUUGGUCUUAUGACAUAUCUUGGUAUCAUAACAAAAGGUUGCAACAAUAUUAAUCAAUUUGUUAAUAAGUUUAAUAUUUUGUAUGAUAGACAAGGUGUAGGUCGUCGAUUGAGGAGCCUUUUCUUGUGAUAAGUGAAUAGGAUUCAUUGUUUUUAUACUUGUAUCUUUUUUACUCCAUAAAUUAUAAUGAAUAUUCUUGAAAUUCAGUACAGUAAAUUUAAUUGGUUUGUAAAUUGAUUGCUGUAGUAGAUAUUGUACCUCUUAAAAAUAAACAUAAAAGUGAAAUAAA